AUGGUGGAUGGAUUAUGUGAACAGUUCAAGGUCAGACAUCAAAAUUCUGCCAUUUACAGGCCUCAGAUGAAUGGAGCCGUCGAAUCCGCAAAUAAGAAUUUGAAAAAGAUUAUUCGUAAGAUGACUGAAGCACACCGGGAUUGGCAUGAGAAACUGCCUUAUCCACUGAUGGCGUACAGAACUACAAUCAGAACUUCUACAGGGGCAACUCCUUACUCUCUUAUGUAUGGAAUGGAAGCAGUACUGUCUACAGAAGUUGAAAUUCCUUCCUUACGCAUUCUAAUGGAGGCUCAGAUAGAAGAAACUGAAUGGGCCCGAGAACGUCAGGAGCAGUUGUCUCUCAUUGAUGAAAAGAGGUUGAAUGCUGUCUGCCAUGGACAAUGUUAUCAGCAACGAAUGGCUCGGACUUACAAUAAAAAAGUCAAGCCCCGUUUGUUUGACGUUGGAGAUAAGGUUUUGAAAUGGAUUCUUCCAAUGCAAGAUGAGGCUAAAGGGAAGUUUGCUCCCAAUUGGCAAGGACCAUUCAUUGUUAAGAAAGUGCUAUCUGGAGGAGCGCUUAUUCUUAUGAAAAUGGACGGUCAAGUUUUUCCCCAACCAAUCAAUGCAGACAUGUGCAAAAAGUUUUUCAUUUGA
Coffea arabica (coffee) is the source of this 633-nucleotide messenger RNA. RefSeq lists its product as uncharacterized. Lineage: Eukaryota; Viridiplantae; Streptophyta; Magnoliopsida; Gentianales; Rubiaceae. The record is from RefSeq and is a predicted model, not a curated record. Gene Ontology annotation, molecular function: nucleic acid binding. Gene Ontology annotation, biological process: DNA integration.